AUGGCGAAAGGAAUUUCAGUAACUCACUCUAGAUUUGCUAUUUUACCAGUGGAAGAUGAUGACGAUGAUGGUGACAAUGAAACACAAAAUGCAAGUUCGAAAUCGAACGCAAAAUCGAACACUCAAAGUGCAGCAUCAAAGAAAAAGAAUAAAAAGAAAAAGCAAAAGCAAGAUUCGAAUAUUAGUGAAGAGUUAAAACACAUGGCAUUUGGGAAACCAGUGAGACAUCACCGGGAUUCAGACAAAUCAGGUUCUGUGAAACCCGACCAAAAGCAGUGGGUGGAGUGGAAAGAAAAAGAUGAAGAGUUUACACAGGACUCCUACCAAAAAGACUUGGAACAAGCCUUACUGCAGAGUAAACAGGAUUUUGAGAAGCAGGUACAGAAAAAGAAAGAGAACGGUGCUGUUAAUGGAGUAGAAGGAAAACAAAAGAAGAAGAAGAAAGACAAAGCUCCAGUGAUGAGUCUGGAACAGUUCAAUCAACUGCAGUUCAAGAAAGAAAAAUCAAUCGACUCGGAUGACGAUGCUGACUCACCACAACCUGUAAUUACGACCCCUGUGAUAAAAACCUCUGUUGGCGAGGGAGACACCCAUUUCUUCGACAAAGUUGAUGACGAUGUUGUUAAAAUUAUUUCCAAAGAGAAAAUUCAAGAAGAAUAUAAAAAACAUUAUGCAAUAGAAAGUGCCAUAACAUUAAAGUACCAAGAUGAAUUGUCUAAAAAAGAUGAAGAAAUAGCACAUUUGAAAUCAGCAUUAACAACACUACAGGAUGAAUUUAAACAAGUGAAGAAGAGAAACAAACAACUAUGUGUGAUAUUGGCUCAGGGAGAAAUGAAAGAUAAAGCUCAGGUCUUGAUGCAUGUGGAAGAUUUAACACAAGUUCGAGAUGAGCUUACAGAACAGGUUUCAGAACUAAAUGCUGAACUUGAAAAAGAGAAGUCAAAAGUGCACGCCUUGAAAUUGGAGGUUGAAAAGCUGAAGGGUGGGAAACACCAUGGGAAGUGAGUGCUGAGAAAUGGGGAUCCAGGAAAAGUGAUGCAAGGAGGCAUUGGCAUCAAGACACUGCAGACAAACACACGGGGAAUCUGCACAGGAAGAUGUCAACAUUUGUUUUAUGUACAACUUAAUGUGUGCUUGAUCAGUACAGGUUUAACUGACUCAUAGACUUGACAGUAAUUUACACCGACACCAGUAAUGUUGAAAGAAGAUAUUUUAACAGUAACACUGACAGAAGACAUGUUGACACUAGAUAUGUCAACAGUAAAUAUGUUGACAGUAAUUUACACUGACAGUAGUGUUGUUGACAAGAUAUGUUAGCAGAAGCACCGAUAUUAGACAUGUUGACAGUAAUUUAUAUCGACAGAAGAUACAUUGACAGUAUGUGUUGACAAUACUUUACACUGGCAGUAGUAAUGUUGACAGAAGAUAUGUUAAUAGUAACACUGACAGUAGAGAUGUUGACAGUAAUUUACAUUGACAAAAGAUACAUUGACAGAAUGUAUUGAAAAUACCUGACACUGACAGUAAAUAUGUUGACAGUAAUUUACAUUGACAGUAGUAAUGUUGAAAGAAGAUGUUUUAACAGUACCACUGAGAGAAGACAUGUUAUAUUGACAGUAGAUAUGUUAACAGUAAAUACGUAUACUACUUUACACUGACAGUAGUAAUGUUGACAGAAGAUAUGUUGACAGUAGUAAUGUUGACAGAAGAUAUGUUAACAGUAGCACUGACAGUAGAGAUGUUGACAGUAAUUUAUAUUGACAAAAGAUACAUUGACAGUAUGUGUUGACAAUACUUUACACUGACAGUAGUAAUGUUGACAGAAGAUAUGUUAACAGUAGCACUGACAAUAGAGAUGUUGACAGUAAUUUACAUUGACAAAAGAUACAUUGACAGAAUGUGUUGACAAUACCUUACACUGACAGUAGUAAUGUUGACAGUAAUUUAUAUCGACAGAAGAUACAUUGACAGAAUGUGUUGACAAUACCUUACAUUGACGGUAGUAAUAUUGAAAGAAGAUAUGUUAACGGUAAUGCUGACAGUAGACAUGUUGACAGUAGAUAUGUAGAUAUGUCAACAGUAAAUAUGUUGACAGUAACUUACACUAACUGUAGAUAUACUGACAGUAACAUUUGCUUAUAACAGAUUUGUUGACAGUAGUCGACACAAAAAACAUUUAUAGUAAACUACACUGACAGUAGAUGCAUUGAUAGUAACCUAUGCUGACAGUAGAUAUGUUAACAAUAAUCUACAGGGACUAGCUAUGUUGGCAGUAAUCUAUACUCAUAUCUAAAUAGACAGUAAAUAUGUUGACAGUAACUUACAGUAGAUAUUUUGUUGAGUAGAUAUUUAGGUCUACUCAUCGUGACAGGAAGACAAUUUUAUGUAGGAGUAACUAGUGUAGGUAUUGAAACCAUUGCUAAUAAUAACUGACAGACAUUGGACAUUUUGACAGUAGCCAUUUAGAUGUAACCAUUGUUGACAGUAACCCUGUCUGACAGUAGACAUUUAGAUGUAACCAUUGUUGACAGCAAUCCUGUCUGACAGUAGACAUUUAGAUGUAACCAUUGUUGACAGCAACCCUGUCUGACAGUAGACAUUUAGAUGUAACAAUUGUUGACAGCAACCCUGUCUGACAGUAGACAUUUUGGUAUGACUAAUGUUGACUGUAACCUAAAAAUAAAUUGACAGUAAAUACACAGGUGUAAUUUUGGUUCAUAGUGUGCGUACCAAGUUCAUGCAUGUUGCCUAUGUCAGUUGCUGGUGGAAAAUUAUUUUUAUGAGCAUAGUAAUGACGAGUUGAUCCGGAACUGUUUGGUGAAAGCUUACUAUCAGUCAUUUUGUCAAGCAUGGUGAUUGGACUACUUUUCUUAUAUUCAUGGUGAUUGGUUGGAAGCGCCUCUAUCAUUCAUUGCGAUUAGUUGAUAAUUUUCCUAUCGAUCAUCUUGAUUUGAUGGAAGUCUUGCUAUCGUUAAUCCUGAUUGGUUGCUAUGCUGUUUUGUCUUUCUGAUUCCAGCCAUGUUGGCUAUUUUCUGUUACAUCCUGUGCGUGGUACGCUGCUUUGAUUUGUUGGUUGAUCAGUGGACCAAGUUGAUAGCUUUUUGAGUUCCUCCUGUAGCUACCAAAAUCAAAGUAGUCUUUUUUUUUAUGUCUCACUGUAACAAAGUCUGAAGGUGAAACAUUAAUUUUUCAAUGGCAACAAAAUUAACUUAAGUAUUUAGCUCAAUGUUAAGUUUUUGCAUUUACAUGUAGUUCAAAGUCUCACAGAUUACAAGUUGUAGACCAAUGAAACUUGGUUUAUAUACUCUUCAAAAAAAGUAGGGGAACCUGAACUAUUAAUGUUAAUAUCAACUAUUAGACCGAACAUACGUUUUGACCACAGACGUCCUAGUAAAGAAUGUUCAGG
Gigantopelta aegis is the source of this 3406-nucleotide messenger RNA. Its product is annotated as G kinase-anchoring protein 1-like. NCBI's taxonomy places the organism in Eukaryota, Metazoa, Mollusca, Gastropoda, Neomphalida, Peltospiridae. The record is from RefSeq and is a predicted model, not a curated record. The transcript is spliced from 10 exons. The coding region runs from base 1 to 1005 and encodes 334 amino acids. Gene Ontology annotation, cellular component: Golgi apparatus. Gene Ontology annotation, biological process: signal transduction.